Vigna radiata var. radiata (mung bean) is the source of this 2328-nucleotide messenger RNA. RefSeq names its product TMV resistance protein N-like. Gene Ontology annotation, biological process: defense response; signal transduction. The coding region runs from base 1 to 2328 and encodes 775 amino acids. Lineage: Eukaryota; Viridiplantae; Streptophyta; Magnoliopsida; Fabales; Fabaceae. The transcript has 4 exons. The record is from RefSeq and is a predicted model, not a curated record. Gene Ontology annotation, molecular function: ADP binding.
AUGCAGCUGGAAGAGCACAUGCGAGCAAUAGCAUGCUCUAAGAUCGCAAUAAUCGUUUCCUCCAAAACGUACACUAAAUCUACCUGCUGUCUUCGUGAGCUUGAAAAAAUCAUUGAAUGCCGCGAAACUUUUGGCCAAAUAGUUCUGCCAGUAUUUUACGAGAUUGACCCAUUCGAUGUACGUGAUCCAAAAGAUGAUUUUAAAAAAGCGUUAGAAGAAUCUGCACACAAAAGCUAUUCAGGAGAACAACUGGAAGAUGUAUUGUCCAGGUGGAGCCGAGCACUCACCAUAGCUGCAGGUAUCAAUGGUUGGAAUGUUACAGAUUUUAGGCAUGAUGCUCAACUUGUGGAGGUAGCUGUUAGUCGCGUUCAAACAUUACUGGGUUAUGGAGACUUGUCUCAUGCCGAAUUUCCUAUUGGAUUAGAGUCCCAUGUGAAAAAGGUGGUAGGAAGUAUUGAAAAUCAUUCCGCCAAAGUGUGUAUGGUAGGGAUAUGGGGAAUGGGAGGAUCAGGUAAAACUACCAUAGCCAAAGCCAUCUAUAAUCGAAUUUAUCGUCAAUUCAUUGGUAAGAGUUUUAUUGAAAAUAUUAGACAAGAAAAUCGGCAUGUUGAUUUGCAAAAUAAAGUUAUUUAUCAGGCCCUUAAAUUCAAGUUCAAGGUGAAAAGCGAUUGGAUGGGAAGAAGUAUCAUCGAGAAUAAACUUUCUAGAAAAAAGUUGCUCAUUGUGCUUGAUGAUGUGAAUGAGUUUUGGCAAUUAGCAAACGUAUGCGGGAAUCGUGAAUGGUUCGGUCAAGGAACUGUGAUCAUCAUUACAACUAGAGAUGUUCGACUAUUGAGCAAACUCAAAGUUGAUUUUGUUUAUAAAAUGAAUUUGAUGAACGAAAAUGAUUCCCUUGAGCUUUUAUGUUGGCAUGCCUUUAAAAAUGCAAAACCAAGAGAAGACUUAAAUGAACUUGGAAGAGAGAUAGUUAUUUGUUGUGGAGGACUACCACAAGCUCUUGUUGCCGUUGGUUCCUAUAUAUUUUCUAAGAGAUUCGCACCGUGGAAACGUACAAUUUUAGCUCGAAAAAUAUUUGCUGAUUAUCACGUUCUAGAAAAUUUGGAAAAAAGUUUUCGUGGUUUACGUGAUGACAUGGAGAAGGAUAUAUUUCUUGAUGUAUGUUGUUUCUUUAUUGGUAAAGACAGAGGCUGUGUCACAGAGAUACUAAAUGGAUGUGGACAACAUGCUGAUGUUGGAAUAACAGUUCUCAUAGAACGUGGCCUCGUAAAAGUUGAAAGGAACAAUAAACUUGAAAUGCAUCCUUUGUUACGAGACAUGGGAAGAGAAAUUAUUGGUCAAAGAUGGCCAAUGGAACCGGAGAAAAGGAGUCGGUUAGGGUUUCAUGACGAUGUAAAACAUGUACUGAGAAAUAAAACUGGGACACAAGCUACUCAGGGGUUGUCCCUGAAAUUGCAUUCAACCAGCAGAGAUUGCUUCAAAGCUCAUGCUUUCAAAGAAAUGAAGAGAUUGAGACUGCUACAAGUAGAUCAUGUUUUAAAGUGGUUAAAAUUCCUUAAUCUUAGUAACUCCAAGUACUUGAGAAAAACACCUGACUUUUCAGGGCUACCAAGUCUUGAACAACUCAUUCUAAAAUAUUGCCCAAGUUUAUUGAAGGUACACCCAUCCAUUGGAGAUCUCUGUAAUUUGCUACUGAUAAAUUUGAAGGACUGCACAAGGCUAAGCAGUCUCCCGAGAGAGGUAUACAAGCUGAAAUCUGUAAAAACAUUCAUCCUUGGUUGUUUCAAGAUUGACAUAUUGGAGGAAGAUAUAAUGCAGAUGAAAUCCUUGAUAACACUAAUCUCUGAAAACACUGCUGUGAAACAAGUGCCAUGUUCAAUUGUAAACUCAAAACACAUGGGAUAUAUAUCCCUACGUGGAUUUGAAGGAUUGUCACAUAAUAUUUUGUCUUCCAUCAUUCGGUCAUGGAUGUCACCAAUAAUGAAUUCCCGAUCUUACAUUAGGCCAUUGUGCAUGGAUAUGGAGAAUGAUAAUUGGCGAAACCUUGCACCAUUGCAUAGCUGCCUUGCAAAUAUUCGAAGUAUUUCGGUUCAGUGUGACACGGAGUUUCAAUUAUCUAAGCAGCUAAACACAAUUUUUGUGGAAUACGGUGUAAAUUUUACAGAAUCAACAAAUCAUAGUUUGAGGUUUUCCUUGAUUGGUGUUGGAAGUCGCAAUCAAUUCUUGAACAUUCUCAGCGAUAGUGUUUCUAAGGUUCCUUCUCUAUCUCUGACCUUUGUGUGCAUACAACAUGAACUGAUCCUAAUACAGUAUCUAAACAAAUUAGAAUAG